UUAUGCAAAGGACCUAGGGCCCCUCGCAAUCGUCCCCCUUGCAGGAGUGAGACGCAACGGGACUUCUGGCCUGCUCCCCAGUGUCAGAGCCCUAUUCCCCUCCAGAUGCAAAUACCAACCCCCAUCACUUUCACUCAUUAAGAGGGAAAAAAAAAAAAAGAAAUAGACGAGCUGGGGUGAUUUGGGAAGUGGGAUCCGUCCUGAGCCCUGACCAAGUCUGUUGUCAUAGCAACCCUUUCCAACCUGGAGGCCUCUUCCAGCCCCCUCCCAUUUUGCGUAUGUGGAGCCCCGAACCUCUACUAUCAUUGCACCAGGAGGAGGUUGCUAAGGUAACCCAAGUCCCUGGUGGUUCUUCUGACCCUAUCCUCAUCAGUUACUAUGGCAACCUCUCCUCACCUAGUGCUCAGGUAGAAAAGAACCCAGCCCCAAAGACAUUCCUCUAAGAAGAAUGCCUCAGCCCCACCCCUCCCCCAGCCAACCCAGUUGGCAUUACCAUGGUAACCAUCUCCCCUUCCCAUAUGGGAGGUCCGUGGACAAACCAACCAGGUGUUUUUAUUUAGAGAAGGGCUGCUGUGGGACAGUUGCUAUGGUUACAGGGCCUGGACCAUUUCCAGGGAGAUGAGAAACAGUCAAAGCCAUGCCCUGGUUACUAUAAGAGGGCAAUCUCCCACCUUCUAGUGAUCCAGAAAGAUAGGGGAUGUUUUAGGAUUAUCUCCAAAGGAUGCAUGUGUCUAGGGAAGAGGUUGUCAUGGUAACAGCUGCUGUCACGGCUGCCCUUGGACACCAUCAUGGAAGAAGGAUAGUUAGAUCUGAUAACUGAUACACCUUCUACCCGUUCACCCCACUCCUGAGACAAUUGAAGUGGUAACCCAGCUUAUGGACUUCAAACAGAAAAAAAGAGUCCUCGACUUCUUUUGUGGGUAGGAUGAAAUUGAGCUUUGUUGCAUGGAGUUGGCUCAUUUGAUGUUUUCUGGUUCCUCUCUCAGCAGAGCAGAUGACUCAAGGUGGAGCCACCCUCCUUGAUCACCCUCAGCCUGAAACCUAGGGAGGAUGCCUUGGACGUCCCCGCUAGGGUCUGACAUCGGGCCCCAUGCGGCUCACCCGCUGCUGGGCUGCCCUGGCGGCCGCCAUCAUCCUCAACCUCCUAGUCUUCUUUUAUGUGUCGUGGCUACAACACCAACCCAGAAACUCCCGGGCACGGGGCCUCCGCCGUACUCCCGCCACUGGUCCCCGAGUCACCGUCCUGAUUCGGGAGUUUGAGGCCUUUGACAACGCGGUGCCGGAGCUGGUGGAUUCCUUCCUGCAGCAGGACCCAGCCCAGCCCGUAGUAGUGGCGGCCGACACACUCCCUUACCCACCCCUGGCCUUGCCUCGCAUCCCCAACGUUCGCCUGGCGUUGCUCCAGCCGGCCCUGGACCGGCCAGCCGCGGCCUCGCGCCCAGAGACAUACGUGGCCACGGAGUUCGUGGCCCUGGUGCCUGACGGAGCGCGGGUCGAGUCCCCAGGCCACCUGGAGCGUAUGGUGGAGGCGCUCCGGGGGAGCAGCGCGCGCCUAGUAGCCGCCCCGGUCGCCACCGCCAACCCUGCGCGGUGCCUAGCACUGAACGUCAGCCUGCGGGAGUGGACUGCGCGCUAUGGUCCAGCGCCCAGCGCGCCCCGCUGCGACGCCCUAGAUGGUGAUGCUGUGCUGCUGCUGCGCUCCCGAGACCUCUUCAACCUCUCGGUGCCCCUGGCGCGGCCUCUGGCCACCAGCCUCUUCCUGCAGACCGCCCUACGGGGCUGGACAGUGCAGCUGCUGGACUUGACCUUCGCCGCAGCGCGCCAACCUCCGCUGGCCACGGCCCACUCGCGCUGGAAAGCGGAACGCGAGGGGCGCUCGCGGAGGGCGGCGCUACUGCGCACACUGGGCAUCCGCCUGGUGAGCUGGGAGGGCGGGCGGCUCGAGUGGUUCGGCUGCAGUAAGGAGAGCGCGCGCUGCUUCGGGACAGUGGCGGGCGACACACCCUCCUACCUGUACGAGGGUCGCUGGACACCGCCCUGCUGCCUGCGCGCGCUGCGCGAGACGGCCCGCUAUGUGGUGGGCGUGCUGGAGGCGGCAGGCGUGCGCUACUGGCUGGAGGGCGGCUCGUUGCUGGGUGCAGCCCGCCACGGCGACAUUAUCCCUUGGGACUACGACGUAGACCUGGGCAUCUACCUGGAGGACGUGGGCAACUGCGAGCAGCUGCGGGGCGCUGAGGCUGGCUCAGUAGUGGACGAACGAGGCUUCGUGUGGGAGAAGGCAGUGGAGGGCGACUUCUUCCGAGUGCAGUACAGCGAGAGCAACCACCUGCACGUGGACCUGUGGCCCUUCUACCCCCGCAAUGGGGUCAUGACCAAGGACACGUGGCUGGACCACCGGCAGGAUGUGGAGUUCCCGGAGCACUUCCUGCAGCCGCUAAUCUCCCUGCAGUUUGCCGGCUUCAUGGCACAGGCCCCCAACAACUACCGCCGCUUUCUGGAACUCAAGUUCGGGCCCGGCGUCAUCGAGAACCCUGAGUACCCCAACCCUGCACUCUUAAGCUUGACAGGUGGCUGAAACGCUGGUGCUUGUAUCUGGUGCUGGAGCACAGCAGGGUACAGGAAGCUGUUCUUUGUCUUUGGAGGUCGUGUGGAUCUGGACAAGCUUGUUUGAUUGGGCAGUGAGGCUGCGCACUGGAGAAAAAAAGAGGUGAACUUACCAGGGAAGACUCGAGGGAGCCCACAGGAAAAGUCCAGCUUUGGCAGGAACCCUGCCGAAGAUUGAAGCAACAUACAUAUUCUUAAACCAUGAGCUGGGGCUGUGUGUGGAGACCUCCUAGCCCACCCUAGUAACGGAGGAAAGUGGUGGCCUUUGAUGGACAGGCCCGGGGAUUAGAGCCCAUCCUCAGGGCUUCGCAUAGUCUCUGCCCUGUGUUCCAGAGCCCUAGGCCCUUGGAAAGUGAGGUCCGGAGGACAGGCCAGCCAGCCUCAGUCUACCACGUACAACUUAGGAGGCCCUGGACCAGUCUUGCUUUCUGCCUGUUUCCUCUCAGAUACUGAAUACCUCCGUUGGUGUCUAGAACCCUCAGGAUCCUUGGCUGAAGUGUUUGCUUCCUCCACUGGAGGGCGCAUCUGCCCCGCUCCUCUUCGUCUUCGAUGCCUGCCAGCUUCUCUGCUCCAUUGCCAUCUUGGAGUGGCUCUGGGUGGUGGGACAGCACAGGCCACCCUCUCUCCUCCUUGAAUGGGGCACUUCCUUUGAGAGCGCUGCGUGAGGCAGCUGCUGCUUCUAACCCCUUCGAGCACCUGGAAGACUAGCAGGGCUCUGGUUGGGGAUCCUGGCUGACAUAUUUAUUACCUCUUUCAGUGCGCUGCACCUGCUUCCCCCCAUGCCAGGAAGGGUAAAGCUUUGCCAUAGCUCACAGUUACAGGGCGCUUACUGGAGCCCAGGCAUACGCACAAAUGGAUUUAUCCUCACUCCUACCCCCUUAAUUGACAGCUGCUAAUACAUCCAUUUUCCAGGGAGGAUAACUGAGGCCAAAAUGGCAGUUAUUUACCCAUGACCAGACAGUUUAGAAAGUGGCCAAUAGGAGACUUGAAUUCAGUCCAUCAUUUCAAGGCCCUCCUUAUGUCCUGCUCCAGAAAUAGUACCCAAGUGGGGCCUUGCAGUGGUUGCGCCAUUUAACAGGUUAAAAAUAACUUUCCUUAUCUGAUUAUGCAUAUAAAUCAUGUUCAAACCACUAUUACCAGGCAGUAUAUUGUUAAA
This is a messenger RNA of Peromyscus eremicus (cactus mouse), 3760 nucleotides long. It is a transcript of the gene Fkrp, whose product is annotated as fukutin related protein. NCBI's taxonomy places the organism in Eukaryota, Metazoa, Chordata, Mammalia, Rodentia, Cricetidae. Gene Ontology annotation, biological process: protein O-linked glycosylation via mannose. Gene Ontology annotation, cellular component: Golgi apparatus. The coding region runs from base 1091 to 2575 and encodes 494 amino acids. The record is from RefSeq and is a predicted model, not a curated record. The transcript has 2 exons.